AUGAAAGACUAUGAAAACAAUAUAGAACCAGUUUCAUCGUUGCCUAAUUCUAUUUCCUCCAUUAAAGAUGAUGCUUCUAUGGCAUCACAACUACAAUCUGUUACUUCUUCAGAUGUGAAUUUAGGCCAGUCUAUUUCUAGUGACUAUGAUUUAAAGAAUAAAGAAGAUUUAGAUGACAUUGGUAUAAUCCAUACAAAAUCCAAUCAUAUCGAUGAACCUGAAAUAUCAGCUCCUCCUUAUUCAAGAUUUGGUCGUCCAUCUAAACUAUUCCUUGUAUUGCAAUGUGCCUACACGGGUUUUUUUUCUAGUAUUGCUGGUGCCAUAUAUUAUCCAGUUUUAACCGUUAUAGAAAAGAAAUUUGAUAUAACAGAAGAACAAGUUAAUAUUACUGUUGUAGUUUAUUUCUUAUUCCAAGGACUAUCCCCAAGUAUCAUGGGUGGUAUGGCUGAUUCCUUAGGAAGAAGACCAAUACUACUGAUAUCAGUUAUUGUAUAUUGUGGGGCCUGUAUUGGAUUAGCAUGUUCUCAAAGUUACGCACAAAUCAUAAUUUUGCGUUGUUUACAAGCUGCUGGUAUAUCACCUGUUAUUACAAUAAGUAGUGGUGUCAUGGGUGAUAUUACUACAAGGGCUGAAAGAGGUGCAUAUGUCGGGUAUACUUCAGGUUUUCAAGUUAUAGGGGGUGCUUUCGGUGCCUUAAUUGGUGCUCUAUUAGCUUCGAGAUGGAAUUGGCGAGCAAUUUUUUGGUUCCUAGCUAUAGGAUCAGGUAUUUGUGCAGUGUUUUCAAUUUUAUUUUUACCUGAAACAAAACGUACAUUGGUAGGAAAUGGUUCAGUACCACCUAAAAACUGGCCAAAUAAAUCCCCUGCAUUAUUAGUACCCAUUAUUAGGCGUAGAUUACAUAUGGAUGAUCCAGAUUAUGAGACUUUAGAACCACGAAUCAAAGUAAACUUUUUGGCUCCAUUCUCCAUUUUGAAAAAUCCAUGGAUUAAUAUAUUGUUAUUUGUGGCUGGCUUCCAAUUUGCUAUGAACACAUUACAUCAGACCACCUUAUCUACUGUUUUAAGUAAAACAUAUCAUUAUAAAGUUUCCACUAUUGGGGUUUGUUUUCUACCAGCAGGUCUUUGUACAUUAACAAGUGUUGUUACAACAGGAAGAUUUCUGAAUUGGUAUUAUCGUAAUCAGAUGGCAAAACAUAAAGUAUGGCUAAAACAACAAGAGGAAAAGUUGCUAAAAGAAAAUCAUACUAUUGAAAAAGUUAAGAACAUAAUAGAUAACGAUCCAUAUUAUACAUUUAAUGUGGUUCGUGUUAGACUAGCACCAGCCUUUUUUACUUUGAUAUUGAGUGCAUGCGGAUAUAUUGCCUUUGGGUGGUGUGUUAAAGUUAAAGCGCCAUUACCUGCAGUUUUAGUUGCUAGUGGAUUUGGUUCAUUGUUUUCUAAUUGUAUUUUGACAAUGUCCACAACAUUAAUUGUGGAUCUAUAUCCAUCAAAGUCUUCAACCGGUACUGGAUGUUUAAAUCUAUUCAGAUGCUCUCUUUCUGCCAUUUUUAUUGCAUGUUUAUCUAGAAUGAGUGACAAAAUGACAUAUGGGGGUGUUUUUACUUUCAUGGGAGUAUUUAGUGCUGCUGCAUCAUCUUUACUAUAUAUUUUAGUAGGUAAUGGUAAGAAAUUGGCCUUUAAUCGGAGAAAAGAAGAAGAAGAACAAUUAAGAAAAUUCAAAAAAGAGAGGGAAGAAAAAGAAAAAAUAGAGAAAUUUGAUGUAUGA
Messenger RNA from Arxiozyma heterogenica, 1764 nucleotides. RefSeq names its product MFS transporter. Gene Ontology annotation, biological process: transmembrane transport. Gene Ontology annotation, cellular component: plasma membrane. Gene Ontology annotation, molecular function: transmembrane transporter activity. The coding region runs from base 1 to 1764 and encodes 587 amino acids. NCBI's taxonomy places the organism in Eukaryota, Fungi, Ascomycota, Saccharomycetes, Saccharomycetales, Saccharomycetaceae. The record is from RefSeq and is a predicted model, not a curated record. The transcript has a single exon.